Hevea brasiliensis (rubber tree) is the source of this 2454-nucleotide messenger RNA. Its product is annotated as probable serine/threonine-protein kinase WNK6. NCBI's taxonomy places the organism in Eukaryota, Viridiplantae, Streptophyta, Magnoliopsida, Malpighiales, Euphorbiaceae. Gene Ontology annotation, molecular function: ATP binding; protein serine/threonine kinase activity. Bases 261 to 2252 code for a protein of 663 amino acids. Gene Ontology annotation, biological process: intracellular signal transduction; protein phosphorylation. Gene Ontology annotation, cellular component: cytoplasm. The record is from RefSeq and is a predicted model, not a curated record. The transcript has 8 exons.
AAGUAUAAAUAUAUCAGCUCCAUCAUCCGCCAUGCUUUCGGUGUUUUAUAGACAGAGAUAGAAAGAACGCUUUAAGCACGAGGUGUUGUUGGUUUGUAAUUUGAUCACAAUAACACAUGUUCGAUCUCUCUCUCUCUAUUAUCAGUUAAUUAGGAUAGGGUUUUCCUUUCGUUCCUUUUUCUUUUCCCUUAAUCUAAUCUCUGUCACAAUUUUUCUUCUAUUGUUCCUCGGAUUCUCGCCCCUUUCAGAGUUUGAUUGAUAUGGACAAUUGUGAGGAUGGUGGGGCUCAUUCUGAACCUCCUGAUCCGGAUAUUCUUGAGGUGGAUCCAACUUGUCGAUAUACAAGAUACAAGGAGGUGCUUGGAAAAGGUGCUUUCAAGACUGUAUAUAAGGCAUUCGAUGAAGUUCAUGGACUUGAAGUAGCAUGGAACCAAAUUCGGAUUGAUGAGGUGUUACAGUCACCUGAAGACUUAGAGAGGCUUUACUCUGAAGUACAUCUGUUGAAAUUGUUGAAGCAUAGCAAUAUUGUUAAGUUUUAUAAUUCAUGGAUCGAUGAUAAAAACAAGACUGUUAAUAUUAUAACUGAGUUAUUCAGUUCGGGUAACCUGAGACAAUAUCGAAAAAAACACAAGAAUGUAGACCUGAAGGCUGUGAAGGGUUGGGCUAGACAGAUUUUGAUGGGUUUGAGCUACCUUCAUAGUCACAAACCUCCAAUUAUACAUAGGGAUCUGAAAUGUGAUAACAUAUUCAUCAAUGGUAACCAAGGGGAAGUAAAAAUUGGAGAUCUUGGUUUGGCAACUGUCAUGGAGCAGGCAAAUGCCAAAAGUGUAAUAGGAACCCCUGAGUUUAUGGCACCUGAGCUAUACGAUGAGAAUUAUAAUGAGUUGGCUGAUAUAUAUUCCUUUGGGAUGUGCAUGCUGGAGAUGGUUACUUUUGAAUAUCCUUAUAGUGAAUGUAGGAACUCAGCUCAGAUAUAUAAGAAAGUUUCAUCUGGAAUAAAGCCUGCUGCCCUAUCUAAGGUAAAAGAUCAAGAAGUAAAACUUUUUAUUGAGAAGUGCUUAGUCUCAGCAUCGCAAAGACCGUCUGCAAAAGAGCUUCUAAUGGACCCUUUUCUUGCAUUAAAUGGAUUAGCAAGGAACCGUCCCUUGCCACUUCCAGAUAUUGUUAUGCCCAGGACUGCAGCCUUCGGAGAUCGUUGUUUGAUGUCAGAAGGACCUGCCAAUGCACGAAAUAAACCUCCCUCGAUGGAUUUGGAUCAUGAUCCUGAGAUGCCCAUCAUCACAUUAUUGAAUAAAGCUCUUGAUGGGCAUUUCCAUUGUGUGGAGGUUCGAAGGGCAAAGAGGGGCAAUAUUUUCUUGUUAAGAGGUGAAGGAAGUGAUGAAAACUCUGUAUCAAUAAUACUUCGAAUAGCUGAUAAAAAGGGGUCUCGGGUUAGGAAUAUUCAUUUCAUUUUCUACCUUGAUGGUGAUACUGCUCUCUCAGUUUCAAGUGAAAUGGUUGAGCAGUUAGAGCUAGAAGAUCAAAACAUCACAUUUAUAGCAGAGCUCAUCGAUUUGUUAUUGUUGAAAUUAAUACCCAAUUGGAAACCUUGCGUUCGCAUCGAGCAUCUAGUUCCUCGAAAUAAAAUAGUAAACUCUAGGGGAAGCCAAAAGAACUAUCAUUCAUUAGAAAAUGGGGAGAAUGUUGUAGGUUUUUUGCAAAAUGGUUCUGAAACCGUCAAUUUUUUUAGGACUUCAAGUUGCCUUGACUCUUGUUCUCUAGGAGGGUCAGUUCCAACUACAGAAACAGAUGAAAUUUCAAGUGUUAUGAAACUUAAUGAGAUGGUAUCCCAUGUUGAUGAGUUUAGUAACCAGAGUGCAACAGGAGCCGAUGAUCGGUAUUCUGAGAUGUCAUAUGUUUCUGCCGCUUCUAGUGAUUGGAAUGGUAAAAAGUUAUCUUUCAAUUCAAACUUAUCCACAGACUCGGCGCUCACAGAUUUUGAUGGGCAUGGAUUAAAAGGUGCACUGGGGGAGGUUUUUGGCAGGAUGGAAAUUACAUUACCCGAUGACAAUAGCAAAUUCAUGGACAUUAACAACACCCAUAUGGAAAUCUCUUCUAGUUAUCCAACGAGUAUUUCCUCAUUGCAUAAGAAUGAUGAUGAAGAUUUGAGAAGGGAGCUGGAAAAGAUAGAGGCGCAAUAUCAUGAGGAAAUUAAAGCCAUAUCAAAAAAAAGGCAUGAAGCUAUCUUGGAGACAACAAAGAGGUUGUCUUAGAAAAAUGUUUGUUAUUCGACUAGUUGUUGCUUACUUGUUAUUGUUACACAAUCUCCCAAUGCUAUUUCUCACUCCAUUUAAUUUGCGAUCAUUAUUGGAAGUGUAAAUAUAUUUUUAUUUUAACACAAAGAUGAAGUGUAAAUGGGAUAUAUACUAUUUUUUUUUCCUUAUUUCGAUGCAAUGGGACUCAAUUUUAAUUCAA